Abrus precatorius (Indian licorice) is the source of this 2669-nucleotide messenger RNA. RefSeq names its product pentatricopeptide repeat-containing protein At4g39620, chloroplastic. Gene Ontology annotation, molecular function: mRNA binding; protein binding. Bases 8 to 1498 code for a protein of 496 amino acids. The transcript has 3 exons. The record is from RefSeq and is a predicted model, not a curated record. NCBI's taxonomy places the organism in Eukaryota, Viridiplantae, Streptophyta, Magnoliopsida, Fabales, Fabaceae.
AGUGGGUAUGUUUGAGUUUGUGUUGGGGUUGGCAUCCAUGUCUUGUUGCGUUUCCACUACUUGCUCUUCUUCUCCUUCACUUCCAAAUUACGCACGUAACCAUCCGCGCGUGGCUUCACCCACCCGAAUUUCAUGCUCUAAGAGGAAGAAAAGCAGCGACAAUUGGGAGGCCCAGGAGCUGGUUCGUCAUCUCACGCGCAAGAUAAGCGACAAAGAGCCUUUGGUGAAAACACUGAACAAGUAUGUGAAGAUCCUCAGAACCGAGCACUGCUUUUUACUCUUUGAAGAACUCGGGAAGGAAGAUAAGUGGCUACAAUGCAUCGAGGUUUUCAGAUGGAUGCAAAAGCAAAGAUGGUAUAUUGCUGAUAAUGGAAUUUACUCUAAACUUAUAUCAAUUAUGGGAAGGAAAGGCCAAAUAAGAAUGGCUAUGUGGCUUUUCUCUGAGAUGCGUAACACUGGCUGUCGUCCAGAUACUUCUGUCUAUAAUGCAGUCAUCACUGCCCACCUUCAUUCUUCUGACAAAACAAAGGCUUUGUCCAAAGCAAUUUCCUACUUUGAGAAGAUGAAAGCUACGCAGCGCUGUAAACCCAACAUUGUCACAUACAACAUUCUCUUGAGAGCUUUUGCUCACUCUCGAAAUGUUGAUCAGGUCAAUUCCUUGUUUAAGGAUCUUGACGAGAGCAUUGUUUCACCCGAUAUUUACACUUUCAAUGGUGUCAUGGAUGCUUAUGGAAAAAAUGGCAUGAUUCGUGAAAUGGAAUCCGUGCUUGCUCGAAUGAAAAGUAGUCAGUGUAAGCCUGACUUAAUUACCUUUAACUUGCUCAUUGAUUCAUACGGCAAGAAGCAGCAGUUCGACAAGAUGGAGCAAGUUUUUAAGAGUUUGUUGCGCUCUAAGGAGAAACCUACAUUACCUACCUUUAAUUCUAUGAUUUUGAACUAUGGGAGGGCGCGCCUUAGGGACAAAGCUGAGAAUGUUUUCAAGAAGAUGACUGACAUGGGUUACACGCCCAGCUUUAUCACGCAUGAGAGUCUCAUCUAUAUGUAUGGCUUCUGUGAUUGUAUUUCCAGGGCUAUAGAAUUGUUUGAUGGGCUGGUUCAGUCAAAAUCUCAGAUUAAAGUUUCAACCCUAAAUGCUAUGCUUGAUGUUUACUGCAUUAAUGGUUUACCACAGGAGGCAUAUUCACUGUUUGAGAGGGCCAGAAGUAUUCAAGUAUGUCCACAUUCAUCAACAUAUAAACUUCUGUACAAGGCAUACACUAAAGCCAACCAGAAAGAGCUUCUAGAUAAGUUGCUGAAGCAUAUGGAUAAAGAUGGCAUCAUCCCUAAUAAGAGGUUCUUCUUGGAUGCUUUGGGUGCUGUUGCAUCUUUGCCAGCAAAUUCGCAAUCUGCUGGUGCCACAACUGAUUCAAGCUCAGCAAAUUCAGAAUCUGCUAAUGCUGCAACUGAUUCAAACAACCCCCAAGAUUUUGCCAAAUUGGCAACUCAUGUCAAGAUAUAGAAGUUUUUCCAGCACAUUGUCCCUUGUCUUUGUGACACUGUGGUCUAUGAUGAACGCAUCAGACGUGACAGCUGCCAAAACUAACAACCAAUCAAAAAGAGCAGGCUUGCUACUGGAAAGCAAUGAGUAAAUCUACAAUUUACAAAAUUGAGUUUUUAUCAAUGAUGUUAUGGAUAAUUCGUGUACAAUGAUCACUCUGGUGCAAUAUGAAGUCAAGACUAAAAGAUUGGCUUGUAAUAUUUCUGCCCAGUAAUGAAAACAAUUAAUUAAUGAAACAGUUUGUUGGAAAUUUAGAUUUGUGACUUUUAAUCAUUUCCUUCCCUCUACUUGCAAAAAAGGUUUUUUCCAUUACUCAUGUUUUAUAAAGGAAUUAAUUUUGAUUCUUGACUUUAAUGGGUUUGAUUUUCUUCUUGCUUGUGGCCCGACUCACUUCCUUGAGACCCAGGCACGCCAUUACAGAUUGCAACAGUGCAUCACCAUGCCUAACUCUAUUUCCGUGACGUCGUAGGCAUGACCAAACCAUAGUACAUAUCUUCCUGUCCCAACUAUCUAUGCCCAUUCUGUUUUAAUCUUUUCUGUUUCAGUUAUUAUGCCAGUGUCUUGAAACAUUGAUUUUAAAAUUUUGGUUGGACUUAUUUGUUUAGAUGCAUUUGAGAUCUGCAUGGCAUUUGGUCUUUUGCGUUCUAAUGCGUUUUUUUAUUUGAUACUCCCAGUUUUAGCACAGGAAAAUAUGAAAAAUGAGGAACCAAGAUUUGGGAUUUCUUAUAUGCUGUUGGAUAAAGCCAUGCUUGCAUGGUGUUUAUGAAUCCAUGCUCCCUCGUUUCUAAUGCAGAUUUACGAGGUGUUUAUGCUAAAAGUCAUCUCAAUUGCAAUCACACUAGUAGUGUAGGUUGCUGGAGGUGCUAGCUAUAAAGUACUUAACAGGAUUCUGAUAUGGAUGCUAUGCUGUAAGACUUUUUAUUUGAGUGGAAGAUUGUUAUGCAAGUCUUAUUUAUCAAUUUUCACACUCAAGUUGAAGAGGUUAUAAACCUUAUUGUAAAGUGGUUAUAAGCAGAAACCAAACAAGGUUAGAGCCUUGUUUAUCAAGUAUCAAGAGUAUAAAGUCAGAAGUUAUAAGCCUUAGUCCUGGAUAUAAUCGUAAGUUCAGCAGGUAAUAAAUCUUUUACUAUAC